GUAUUAAUAAGAAACCUGAACCAUGUAAUGAUAAACAUACCGAUGAUACAACACAGGCACUUGAACUAUUAGGACAAUUUAUCUUAAACUUAGCAGCAUCAGACAAAACUGGAAAAAAAAAAAGAAUUAUUAACAUAUCUUAG
Molecule: messenger RNA, 143 nt
Organism: Dentiscutata erythropus
Lineage: Eukaryota; Fungi; Glomeromycota; Glomeromycetes; Diversisporales; Gigasporaceae
Source: the annotation of a GenBank genome assembly